UCGUUGCACAUGCUGCCACCUAUGUACUCAAAAUUUUGGUGUGCUACUCGGUUGGUAGUUCGUGUGCAAUGUGUAUGAAAAUUUUGUUUGAAUAAAGGGAUUUUGUAGUGUUAAGCCGCUGAAUCGAGAUUUCACAGCGUCAUCUGGAGUGAUCAAGAUCCAAUUUGCUGACCCGCAUCGCGGGACGUGCAGACAGCUCGUUGUGAUCAGAAGAGAGUGGCGGUAUGGUGGACUACUACCGGAUCUUGGAGGUCUCCAAAACAGCCUCCACAGCAGACAUAAAAAAAGCGUACCGGAAAUUGGCUUUGAAAUGGCAUCCGGACAAAAAUCCAAACAACAUGGAGGAAGCCACAAAGAGGUUUAAAGAAAUAUCAGAAGCCUAUGAAGUUUUAUCAGAUGAAUCAAAACGGCGAGUGUACGACCAGAGACAGAAGGCAUCAGCAAGGUCCCCACGAAGCUUCAAUAUUGGAGGGUUUUUUGAGACACCUUUCCGUCGUUUCUUCGAGAAGAAACGCCGUGUGUAUGAUCAGUAUGGUAAAGAAGGUCUUGGCCAAGGAGGAAGAUCCAGAGGCCGGCAUGAUGAUUUCUUUGAGCCAAAUUUUGCUUUUCCAUUUACAUUCCGAGAUCCCGAAGACGUCUUCAGAGAAUUCUUUGGCAGUUCACCGUUCCAAGAUGUUUUUGGAGGCAUGGACCAUAGUACACGCAGAGGAAAUCGCAAUGGUGGCAACAACAGCAUAACAUCGAGCUUCUUCAGCCCAUUUGGACUGCAGCUGGGUGGCUUUCAGAUAGAUGAUUUCUUUGGAAUGGAUGGAAAUUCUGGUUUUACAUCAUUCACAUCACUCAGCAGUUCAAAUAUGGGUGGUGGGGCUGGCAGUGGAGCUGCUGUCAAAAGGACAUCUACCUCCACACGCUUCAUAAAUGGCAAAAAGAUAACAACUAAAAAGAUUGUAGAAAAUGGAAGAGAGACUGUCAUGGUGUAUGAAAAUGACACCCUAACUUCAAAGACUGUCAAUGGUGUUCCUCAGGCACUCACGCAGAGUUGAAGUGGUGGAACCUGAACUGAGUGAAAUGUGAUGGACUGAUAAAUUUACAAGUUAAAAUUAUUUGAUGGUGGUAUAAGACAGAUAGAACUAUUGAUGAGUUUAUGUGAAAUAAAUACUUAUCCAUCUACACAUCAAUUUCUGAAUGAACAAGUGACUGACAUGAAACUUGCCAUUUUGGAGUUUCCAAACUCACUUUUAAACAGACUCUUCUUGUUGUGGAUUCUUGAGGCAAAUGUGUGGCAUUGUAUUUCUGUCUACCAUUAUUUUCCCCUUUGAUUCAUUUCUGUAGCGUAAAAGUAUAUGAUCUUCGUACUGUUUCUAACUCUAUUCAGUGGUAAGUUUCAUCAGUAGUAAAAAGAAUUGAUGACCGAUAAAAAUUUUUUGUUCACUUGAGUCACAUUGUAGUUUUGCACAUGUGCUAUUAUGAACAAACUGUAUAAAUUAUUGUUGUAAUCUGUGGAUUCUCAAAUAAGUGGUAUCAUUAUUGUAACAUUAAAGAAGCCUUGAAACUGAUUCUUGUCUUUGUGAUUGUGAACUGGCACAGAAUAUAACAAGCACACAACAUUCUAAUACCACCAGAAGAAAGAAAGUAGCAGAGUAAAUUCUUCACAGGACAUGAACAGGUGGGCUGAACUAUGAUUAGAUUAAAUAUGUACAGAAAAAAUGUUCGACAUUUUGGAUGUAAAAUGGCUUAUCUCAAGCUUGUUAAAGUUGUUGUUACUGUAUUAUAAUUUCGUGUGCUGUUAAAUAUCCUUGUCACUGUUGAUUGGCAUUAUAGCUAUUAUGUAAAGAACUUAUCAGUGUUUCAUAAAAUGUUAGAUGUACUACAUUUGUGUAAUCUGUGUGCAUACCACACUUCUCCUCCCACUCAUGCCAUUGCUUGAUAGUUUCUUGCAAAUGACAUGAUAGCUGUUUUAAUAUUAUAAAAAUCUGCCAGCAUUCAUAUUAGCAUUGUAAAUAUCAUUUGUUGUCUGAGAAUGUAUUAAAAUAAUUGGGUAUUUCGUAUACAACAUUCCUCUGCAAUCUGUGCCAUUUUCUAAAUUUAGGAUCAACUGCUCAAUUUUUGAGUGACUUCCUGAGAGGACUACACUGCUUCUCUUCAUGUUUUAAGGCAAAUGUGAGCCAUAUUGAUUUACUGGAGAUCACAAAUGACAGUACAUGAAGUAAGAAAGAAUGAAGUAAUAUUGUCAGUGAACAAAAGACUUCUUAGUUUAACUCAUUGAAGCUUCAAGAUAUUUUCAUCUAGCUUACUUAAACAUAAUUGUUGAAUUCUGCACUCUGUGAUUUAAUGAUUAUGAUCUUAGUUAUAAUGCAGUAUGAAUUGUGAGAGUUUGAGUUCAUUAACGUUAUUCAGUUAAGAGAGAAUGUUCCUGUUUUUUGAUUGUUUACCAGAGGCAGUUCCUGAGAAACCAGGAAUAGUGUUUUGUAUUUUGUAAAAUGAAUUUUAAGUACUUAAGGUGAAACUUGGCCAGAGUGAAUGUCAUAUUUAAUGUAGAAACAUUACCCUACGCUUGGGUGGAUGGCGAUAUUUCUUUUUAAUUUUGUGCGUUGUAUUAUGUAAGAGUAAAAAUAAACAAUGUUUAGUAACAA
Schistocerca serialis cubense is the source of this 2633-nucleotide messenger RNA. RefSeq names its product dnaJ homolog subfamily B member 6-like. Gene Ontology annotation, molecular function: Hsp70 protein binding. The transcript has 8 exons. NCBI's taxonomy places the organism in Eukaryota, Metazoa, Arthropoda, Insecta, Orthoptera, Acrididae. Bases 225 to 1043 code for a protein of 272 amino acids. The record is from RefSeq and is a predicted model, not a curated record.